Molecule: messenger RNA, 1320 nt
Organism: Trichoderma virens Gv29-8
Lineage: Eukaryota; Fungi; Ascomycota; Sordariomycetes; Hypocreales; Hypocreaceae
Exons: 3
Coding region: 1-1320 (439 amino acids)
Biological process (GO): regulation of exit from mitosis; maintenance of rDNA
Source: RefSeq, a predicted model, not a curated record
AUGCCUAGACUCGUGCGGCGGAGACCGCUCUGGGAGCGCAUCACGUCUAUGCUGAAUCCCAUGGACUUCCUCCUAUGGCUUUCGGAAGAGCUGGAGACGAGGGACUGGGACUCGAAGCUGGCGGGCACACAGCUUGGUUUGGGCAUGAACUUUGCCUUUUUGCUGGCGCGCGCGAACUUCGGGUCAUCGUCUGAGUGGUCUGACAGCGACAUCUUUGGCGACGAUAUCAACCCUUCGUUGCUUUCUUACGUAACUUACCCCAUUGUCUGGGGCCUCGUGCUCUUCUCUUUCGCCAACGCGGCUUAUGCCUUGACGCGAACGCGAAAAUACCGACUUUUCGAAGCCAACAUCGAGCAAGCCCCGUCAACACCCUCGGCGCGACGAGUCCAGGUUCAAUCAUCUCCUAUGACGACAUCCUCGCCGCUUCAAUACCUCGCCGACAAAAUAACAUCGGGCUCUGCCGAGUCGCGAGCGCAUCCGGAUAAGAAACGAGAUGUGUGGGAACUCGCGGUAUGGGACCCUCUGCCCAUCUCCCUGAGACUGGUUUGCUUGUUCAGCCCGGGACACGUUUUGGCCUACCUCCUCUUUCUGCCGCUGGCGCCGCUGGAUCCUCAGCCCAGUGUAACUGUCUUCAACACGAUUCUCAUGCAGGUGGUGCUCUCUGGGCAGAUGCUUUUCCUCUCUUCGCGAUUUGCGCAGCAGGCAAAGGAUAACGCCAUCAUUCAAAAGGAAGUCAUGAACGAGUACAACACCAAGUUUGUUCAUCCUCGACUCAACCCCGUUGUCAGAGAUGUUGGUACCCAGGUUGCGGCCGAGCACUCUCCCAAGGGUCGUGGAUUUGUCCAAGUUGGCACACCGACAACACUGAUUAGGAAGUCCUAUGCGACGCGAGCUACCUCUUAUACCGAUUACAGCGAUACCAUGUCUGCUGGUCGCAGCAACAUAAUGAAGCCGCAGAUGUUCAGCUCAAAUGCCCCAGGCACGGCUCCCACUACAGCCCCAAUGCUAGCCUCAGCUGCGGCCACGGCUCCUAUACCACUCUCGGUUACGUCCGCAAACACUACCCCUUUUGGAGGCAACAUGGGCAUAUACAAUCACAACAAGUCACCUCUUAAGAAGACUAUCGGCCUUGGCACCUUUAACGAGCCAGCCUCGCCCCGAAACUCGCGAGAGAUGGCGGCGCUGGAGCAGCAGAGGCAGCCUACCAAGCACGCUGAUUCGUACCGGUCAGCGAGCGCUCUCAGCAGAAGCGUAUCGAACCCUUUUCAGGGGGGGACAAGAAAUAGGGGAACACAGCAAGACAGAUCGAUUAGGUGGUAG